AUGUCACUAGUAGAUUUGGGAAAGAAACUUUUAGAAGCUGCACGAGCAGGUCAAGAUGAUGAAGUUCGCAUUUUGAUGGCAAAUGGAGCACCUUUUACCACAGAUUGGUUGGGAACAUCUCCACUUCAUCUAGCAGCACAGUAUGGACACUACUCAACAACAGAAGUGUUGCUGCGAGCAGGUGUAAGUCGGGAUGCCAGAACCAAGGUGGACAGAACUCCAUUACAUAUGGCAGCAUCAGAAGGCCAUGCCAGCAUAGUAGAAGUCUUACUUAAGCACGGUGCUGAUGUCAAUGCGAAGGACAUGCUCAAAAUGACUGCACUUCACUGGGCUACUGAACAUAACCACCAAGAAGUUGUAGAACUCUUAAUAAAGUAUGGAGCAGAUGUUCAUGCUCAGAGUAAAUUUUGCAAAACGGCGUUAGAUAUUGCGGUAGACAAUGGAAAUGAAGACCUUGCAGAAAUAUUACAGAUUGCAAUGCAGAACCAAAUCAAUACAAAUCCAGAGAGUCCGGACACUGUGACGAUACAUGCAGCAACACCGCAGUUCAUCAUUGGACCUGGAGGGGUGGUGAACCUAACAGGUCUGGUAUCUUCUACAAAUACAUCAAAUAAAACAGAUGAAACAGGAGUGUCUGCCGUACAGUUUGGAAAUUCAUCAACAUCAGUAUUAGCUACGUUGGCAGCUUUAGCAGAAGCAUCGGCUCCACUGUCUAAUUCUUCAGAAACACCAGUUGUGGCCACAGAAGAAGUUGUGACUGCAGAAUCUGUGGAUGGUGCUAUUCAGCAAGUUGUCAGUUCUGGAGGUCAACAAGUUAUUACUAUAGUGACAGAUGGCAUUCAGCUUGGUAACCUGCAUUCAAUUCCAACCAGUGGAAUAGGGCAACCAAUCAUUGUGACCAUGCCAGAUGGACAGCAAGUAUUAACAGUUCCAGCAACAGACAUUGCUGAAGAAACUGUGAUAAGCGAAGAACCGCCAGUGAAGAGACAGUGCAUUGAGAUUGUUGAAAAUCGUGUGGAGUCUACAGAAAUAGAAGAAAGAGAAACUCUUCAGAAACAGCUGGAUGAGGCAAACAGAGAAGCACAAAAAUAUCGUCAGCAGCUUCUAAAGAAAGAACAAGAAGCAGAGGCCUAUCGGCAGAAGUUAGAGGCAAUGACCCGCCUCCAGACUAAUAAAGAAGCUGUUUAAUAAAAGUGAACAUACUGCACAGCCUGUUACUUUCCAAACCCUGCAGUACAAUCUUGAACUGUACGCUAUAUAGGUACAGACGCAGGAUUACAUGAUAGAGAAGAUGCUACAAGUUGAUAACUGGACUUAAGCCGUGAGCUCUGAUUAAUUUCUUGUAACAUAAAAACUCUGAAUUUAGAAAUUGUGAAAAGUAUUUAAAAUGAAAUACUGUAAAUAGUUGGUUUUUUUACAGUUUCAAAAUGAGUUGAUAAAUCUUUUUGAAGGGAUCCAGAAACACGAGAAGCCAAUGUUUUUGUGGAAUUUUUGAUUUUACUAUGAAUCUAACUUCUGAAAAACAGAACAGUUUUAAGGGUGAUGUUGAUUUAAGCUGACAGCUUGAAAAUUAAUUAUGUGACAAAAAGAAUUAACAGUUAUUUCUACAUGGUAACAACUUAAACUUCUCUGAAUAAGACAUUUCCAGGUGGAAAUCUUUGUACAGCUUUAAGUAGUUGUCUCAGAUUCUCUGAAAACCAUUUUUGGUUUUUUUUUUUUUUAUUUUAGGUGGUGAAAUUUUUAUAUUUAAUUUCGGAUAUAUCCAAGUAGAUUUACAUGUAUAUGAAGCUAAUAUUUUUUAAACUUUUCAGUUUGUACAUAUGCUGCAUGUUUUUAUAAUUUCUACACAUCUUGCAUAGGUAUUUUUCAGCAAAGAUGAGGAAAAUUAUAAGGAAAAUUAUGAGGAAAACGCUUAGCUUAUAGGUCAUUGGAAGUAAGCAGCCAGUUUAAUUGUGGAUGGUAUAUUUGUUGGAAGAAUGUAAUUUGUAAUUAAAAAAACAAAAAAAAAAUCUUAAUUUACAUAUUAGAGGUGAUUUAAAAUUUGGUAGUGGAGGCAUUGAAACUUCACUUUGUGUCUUACAAUUUUCAUGCACAAGCAUCCAAAAAGUUCAGUCAUGAAUAGGAAAGAAUGUCUCCACUGGAACACGAAUAGUAGUUCUUUUAGGAUAUUCCUAUUGAUCUCUUUUCCCCAAUAGCCUUGAAAUCAUUUCAGUGAUACCUUUUUUUCUAAACGGACUUUUGCAUUUUAAUUAUGCAAUUGGACAAGUAAUUUUCUUAUGUUGUGAUGCUCUUAUCCAGCAUCAUUGUUCUUCACUGUGAUACUGUGUUUGUGUGUGUCUGUGCAGUGAUCUAUUAUGCUUAGGAUUUAUAUAGCACAUUAUAUCUUCAGAGCAUUGUAAAAUCUUUUAAAGAGCCCUUUCUGUACUGCCUGAGGCAGGUAAGUGAGUGUUGUUGUCUCAAUUUUAUAACUGAUACAAGUGCAACACAAGGAGUGUUAAAUGACUGGCCCAAGACCACAUGGAUCUGGGGUAAACCUGGGAAUAGAUCUCAGGAGUUCCUGGCUUCUAGUCCUGUGCUUAGACUGAGCUGCCUUAAGAUUGUUCAGUGCUGUGUUACAUUAAAUUUUGAACUACUGUGCAGAUUCCUUUUUUGUAAGAUAAAACUCUUUGUGCUUUGCUUUGUUGUUCCAUGUUUCACUGCUUUUAUGGUAUUGUUUAUAUAAACUUAAGCAAAAAGUCUAGUUUACCUAUACUGUACACAGAAGAAUUACCCUUAAAACUGUACUCUGGCCUACUUUUUCUAUUUUACAAUUAAAUAUCUUUUC
Messenger RNA from Nestor notabilis (Kea), 2824 nucleotides. It is a transcript of the gene GABPB1, whose product is annotated as GA binding protein transcription factor, beta subunit 1. The record is from RefSeq and is a predicted model, not a curated record. Gene Ontology annotation, biological process: positive regulation of transcription by RNA polymerase II. Gene Ontology annotation, molecular function: protein binding; transcription cis-regulatory region binding. NCBI's taxonomy places the organism in Eukaryota, Metazoa, Chordata, Aves, Psittaciformes, Psittacidae. The transcript is spliced from 8 exons. Gene Ontology annotation, cellular component: nucleus. The coding region runs from base 1 to 1188 and encodes 395 amino acids.